AUGCCUUUAACUGUCAACACAGCUCUGUUUUACUCACUUACCUCUGACCUUGAUGAGAUCAUCAUGCCAGUAGAUGGGAUUGAACUCCAUCUAGUGUUUGGAGACAUCACUAAUGAGACAACUGAUGCCAUUGUGAACACCACUGACUUUAAGGACUUCCAGACAGCUGGAGUGUGUAAGGACAUCCUUACUAAGGCAGGACCUCAAAUCCAGGCUCAACUGACAGGCGCUCAGGUAGCAAGAGGGCAGAUCUUCACGACCCCACCAGGGGGCUUCCCCUGUAAGACGAUCAUGCAUAUUUGUGGACUGAGGGACCCUGGUGUUAUCAAGACCUUGGCAAAAGAAAUAGUGGUUCAAAGUGAGCAGGGUUGCUGCAGGUCUGUGGCCAUUCCUGCAAUCUGUGCUGGACAAGGAGGCUUGGAUCCAUCAGUGGUGGCUAAAUCCAUUCUAGAUGGAGUAAAGGAUGGUGUUCAAGGAGCGAAUCUUCAACAUCUCAAAAGCAUUCGAAUCGUUCUGCUGAAGAUUAAUGUUUUCCUGGCUUUCAAAGCAAUGGCAAAGCAAAUCUUUGAUGCUCCUGCACCACUUGUACCUACCAGUGUAAUCACCAGAGGGCGCAGUGGAUCAACUAGAUCAAGAUCACAUUCCUUAACCUCACCAGUAACUUCAGACUUCAGUUCUCUAGUGACAUCGUGGCCUGACACAGAGAGCAGAGCAGCAUUUCUAGUCAUUGGUUACACUAAUAAUGUGUCUAAUGCCUGUAGAGAAAUACAGCAGGCAUAUAAGAGCCAGUGCUCCACACACACUAUCUUUCGUGAUGAGAUCAGGUGUCUCACUGAAGAUGAGAAGAAGCAGCUGUACUCUAAAGUGAGUUCACUGCACCUGCAGAUAGACCAGAUCAGCUCUGAUAGAUGGGUAGUAAAAGGACUGAAGAAUGGAGUGAAUGAGGUGGUUAGACUGAUACAAGAUGCACUUCGUAGACAGGUGAGAGACAAGGAGCAGUCCAUCCUCUUCAGUCAAGUCACGUGGUGCAUUCUGGGAUCACGGGGUAUUUGGCAGAAGGUACCAAAAGAUGUGAAUUAUGUGCUUGAGAAAGGAGAUGUUAAAGAUGGAAUUGUGGAUGCACAGGGUGUGAAAUGGACUGUGAAUCUGGGAAAGAUGGAGGCAAAAGCAUAUCGUUCAGGAGAGGUGACCGCUCUCAAACGACUGGAGAACCUUUCAGAUUUCUCUUUGCCAAUCUACUGGAACAACAUGAGUCAAGGUGACUCCUUACAGGUGAAUGAACUAGAUCAGUCAUCCACAGAGUACCAGACUGUGAAGGCAGACUUCAAGAAGACUGUCCCAAAAACAGUGCUCAAGAUCCAGCGCAUUCAGAACAUGAAUCUUCGGCGGUUAUACGAGGGGCGUAAAAAAGAGCUGGAGGACAAAAAUGGUUCUGUGGGAGCAGCAGAGAAGAUGCUUUAUCACGGCACAUCAGAGGAAUCCUGCUCAUCCAUUAUGAAGUCAAACUUUAAUCGCAGUGUUGCAGGGCAAAAGGCCACCAACUAUGGACAUGGGACGUAUUUCGCUGUGAACGCCAGCUACUCUGCCCAAAAUAAGUUUGCAGUUCCUGCAGCAGACGGGACUCAGCUCAUGUUUGUGGCUCGUGUGCUUACGGGUUACCACACUCGGGGUAAGGCGAACAUGAAGACGCCCCCUGUUCGUGAGGAAUCUGACCACUAUGACAGUGUGGUGGAUAAUUUGCAGAAUCCCUCCAUGUUUGUGGUUUUUCACGACUGCCAGGCUUAUCCAGACUACCUCAUCACAUUCAAAUGA
Carassius carassius (crucian carp) is the source of this 1812-nucleotide messenger RNA. Its product is annotated as protein mono-ADP-ribosyltransferase PARP15-like. Gene Ontology annotation, biological process: negative regulation of gene expression. The record is from RefSeq and is a predicted model, not a curated record. Gene Ontology annotation, cellular component: cytoplasm; nucleus. The transcript has 9 exons. Lineage: Eukaryota; Metazoa; Chordata; Actinopteri; Cypriniformes; Cyprinidae. Gene Ontology annotation, molecular function: transcription corepressor activity; NAD+ poly-ADP-ribosyltransferase activity. Bases 1 to 1812 code for a protein of 603 amino acids.